Molecule: messenger RNA, 3561 nt
Organism: Oenanthe melanoleuca
Lineage: Eukaryota; Metazoa; Chordata; Aves; Passeriformes; Muscicapidae
Gene: NOL11
Product: nucleolar protein 11
Exons: 18
Coding region: 1218-3383 (721 amino acids)
Biological process (GO): maturation of SSU-rRNA
Cellular component (GO): nucleolus; nucleus
Molecular function (GO): RNA binding
Source: RefSeq, a predicted model, not a curated record
GAAGUUUUUCAGUGGGGAAACGAAUUCUUUAUGCAGGGUUUGGCAGCGCAGCGUUGCACCAAAUAACUGGAAAAUACUGGAAAGGAGAGCUCUCGAAUCCUCUCAGGCUUGUCUCCAAGUCAGUUAAUUUUAGUCAACAGAAGUUUCCCUCUCACAGAGGUUCUUUACAAGCUUUUACACAGAGACUUUCUCCAUAGAAACGAAGCCUUCCCUGCUCCAGAGGAACGGCAGCGCUCAUUCAGAAGGGAAAAGCUUCAGGGCAGCGUGGGACAGGGCGGGGGACAAAGAGGGGACUGGGAAUGUUUUAAAUUGGGAAUGGCACGGAGCAAAGGGGACAGAGCCCGAGCGGCCCCGGGGACAUCUCGGCAGCCGCUGGGUCCCUGUGCCCGUGGCUGAGCAGGGGGCAGUGCCCAGGCCCAGAAGGACCCCCAGUGACCCGCCCUGACCCUUUACAGCUUGGGUAGAGCUGCACUGAAAUCUGCACACACUCAAAAUCCUACACAGGAAAAUACAAAGCGGUGAAAACCCGAAUGGGGCUCUCCGGCUGCGCGGGGGACAAUCGCAGCCCGUGUCGCUAUCCAGGGACAAUCCCCCUGUGCCACACGGGGCACCCGCGCGGGCGGGGCCGCACCCGGGACACCCCAAAGCCAGCGGGAUCCGCGCGCACCUUAAACCCCAGGGAAGCCCAUCCCCGAGCAAAUUAGAGCGCACGUGACCGUCAUUAACAUACGCGUGACCUUCAUUAAUAGAGAGGUGACCCCUCUCAUUGGCGUGCACAUGACCCGCUAAUUAGCAUAAAUCGAAGCCCUCAUUAGCAUACAGCCGGCGCUGCCAGACGAGCCUGGGAUGUGCCGCAGGAGCGAUGGGCGCAGUGCGGAAUGCAGCGCGGACACCUGAGCGAGGGCCCUGCCCUUGGACCCGACUGUCCCGCUCCGUGACACCGUCCUGAACAGCUGUCACCCGCUUUCCUCAGCUUUUACAACACGUACAGUGCCUAACGCACCCGGGACGCAGCGGGCUCGCACACCCUCAGCCGCAUCCCGCUGCGGAGCCGCCCUGCGCGCUCGGGGCGAGGCGAGGCCCGGCCGGGCACGUCCGCAGCGCGCGCUCCCUGUCGCGACAGCGCCGCGUCUGUCCCGACCCCGGCCGGCCCCGCCCCGGGUCACGCGGGGCUGCGCGCGCCGCGCCAACUCUCGCGAGAUCCGGGCCUGGCCAAGAUGGCGGCGCUGUGCGAGAGCUUCACGCUGCGCGGGCCGGGCCCCGGCGGCGGCGGCGGCGGCCGCCCCGGGCUGUGCCUGGAGCCGGGCCCGGGCCGGGACCUCGUGCUGCUCACCGAGCGCGGCCGGGCCGCCACGCUCUUCAAGAUUUCGGAUCAGAAGCCCCUGGGCUGUUGGUCAGUCAAACACGGGCAGAUUCUCACCUGUCCUGUUGUGUGCAACUUUGAAACCCACGAGUACAUCGCAGUUCAUGAUGGCAAGGUUUUAAGAAUAUGGAAGAAUGAAGACAUGAACUUGGACAAAGCAUUUAAAGCAACACUCUCAGCAGAUGUGUACAGGAUCCAUUCCCUGCCCCAGGGGGGGCCGGUGGUGCUGUUCAAGGGAGGGGCCGUUCGGACGCUGGAUGUGCUGCUGGAAGCCCCUCAGCAGGAGAUUGAAAACGUCAUCUCAGGUGAAGUCAUCAGGUGGAGUGGAGCUUUUAUGGAAGGCCAACAACCUGUCUUAAUUUUCACUACUGAGAAAGAUAAGAAUUUUUUUGUCUAUGUACAGAAACCUAAGCUGAGUAGUCUACACAAAUACAAGCUUGAACAACAGGAAUCAGCCAAGCCAGUGUGUUUCACAGCACAUAUAACAAACCAAACUGUCACACUUCUGUGUUUGUAUUCCAAUGGCUCUGUGUACCAGGUUCUGAUACCUCUGCAGCAAGAUACUGAAGAAGAAGAGAUUUUGUCCAAGUCACUACUGCUAAACUUUUCAGCAUCUGAAACUGUUCUGAAAGGAACAUCUUUAGUUGCCCUGGACAAAGACCACGUUGCAGUGUUGGGCAGUCUGAUUGCACCUAGGAAAGGGUCCAGAGAGUGCCUGACCAUAUGGAAUACAAAAUUUCAGACCUUGCAAACAUCGAAGGAGCUGCCCCUGGGGACCAGCGGCCAGUUGUGGUGUUAUGAGGAAAAAUUUUUUCUGAUUCAUGGGAAAGUGCUGACUGUAAUUAUGUACAAGUGUGAAACAUCAUCUUUGGCAGCUGCUGUGGGAAAGCUCAAGUGCAGUCAAACCCCUGAUGUGUCCUCAUUUGUGAACUGGAAUACUCUGGAAGAUGAAGAGCUGGUGGUUUCCUUUCAGUCCCAGGAGUCUGGAGCUCUGAAAGCAGAGUCCAGAAUGAAUUUAAGAUCAAGAGGGAGCACUGUUACUGAACAACAGCCAGAGACUUUAUCAAUUGGGCAGCUCUUACUAGAUCUUAAAGAUGCUUCUAAUUAUGUGUUGGAAACUGAAUUGAGAAAACUGAUGGCAAAAGCACCAACCCCAGAUCUGCAAGCCACCAUUGGCUGUGUGGUUACUGCCCUUACAGACAGAUGUAAAAGAAAUCCAAAGUACUACCCUCAACCUUUCCUGCAGGAGAUUGUUGAAACACGGGACUUGUCCUACAGUUUAUGUCCAGAUUUAAUGGCUGUUGCUUUGGAGAAAAAAGAUAUGCAUCUCUUACAAAUCUGCCUAGAACGGUUUCCAGAUAUUCCUGAAGAAAUUACUUUUGCUUGCCUGAAAGCAUUUUUAAGCAUGAGUGAAUCCCAUCUUCAAAACAUAGAUGUAAAUCUAGAUUCUGUGAUCUGUUACAUUGAUGUUGAAUUCGACAAUAAUGAAGUUAAGACUGAAAUUGUAGAAAAUGGUUUUGGUGCAGAGAUGGACCAGGACAUGUGUGGUACCAAAAUCCCAAAGCAAAGCCAGCCCUGGAGCGAUGAUGAUUCCUGCCCUGUUGGGCCUCAGAAGGCAGCACUGCUAAAUGCUGUUCUCCAUUCAGCUUACACUGAAACAUUUCUUUUGCCUCACCUGAAAAACCUUCCAGCUGGAGAAGCUAUUCUAUUUCUUAGGUAUUUAUAUUACCUGUAUGUGAAAUGCAGUGAAAAAGUUAACACCACUCUUCCUGGAAUACGCUCUCCCACAAUAAAUCAGAUCAUGGAUUGGAUGUGCUUGUUGCUUGAUGCUCACUUCACUGUCAUGGUGAUGCUGCCAGAAGCAAAGGAGUUGCUUUCAAACCUGCAUAAGUUUGUGAGAGCCCAAGUGCGGUUCUACUCAGAACUCAACAAGAUUGAAGGAAGUUUGCGGGAAUUACAAAGACUGAACCACCUGAGAGAAUCUCACACCUAUUCUAUUGAAGUGCUGGAAAUCAUUUGAAUUUGAAAUUCAUUAACACAUUUAUUUUGUAUUGAUUCCUUUUAUGACAAGGAUGUAUUAGCACUCCAUAUUGGGGCUGUCAAAAGUUGUUUUCUACAUAGGAGGAGCCUGGUUACUCUGUAGCUACGUGGGAGUUGUAAGUUUUGAACCUUGUGUAUUAAAUCUCUUUUUGACUGGA